This is a messenger RNA of Cinara cedri, 309 nucleotides long. The record is from the annotation of a GenBank genome assembly. Lineage: Eukaryota; Metazoa; Arthropoda; Insecta; Hemiptera; Aphididae.
AUGGAAAAAAUGAAUUGGACAGAAAGAGUAACAAAUGAACAUGUAUUGACCCAAGUUGGAGAAACAAGAUCCUUAAUUAAAGCCAUAAAGCGACGACGAUGGGACAUGAUGGGACGCGUUUUACGUCAUGACGAAGAAUUGCAUCAUACUAUAAUAGAAGGUGCAAUUGAAGGACGGAAACCAUCAGGAAGACCAAGAAACUCGUACAUAUCUCAACUGAAAAAUGACGUAGGGUUUGAUACAUACGCCGGAUUAAAAAGACUUGCUGAAGAUCGUGAUAAGUGGAGAGCGAAGUUAAAAACGUUGUAA